UGUACAGUAGAGCUGUCAUAUUAGCUUAGCAAGCUAACGUAUUAUGUCAUGUAAAGAACAGUCGGUACCGACACAACACAGUGCUGUUAACGAAUUCAUGUAUUCACAUAUCUGCCUUUGGAGCAAGAGGAUAGAAACGUGAGAGGCGAGCACAAGAGGGGGAUGAAAUGACAACGUCAACAUUACAGAAAGCGAUUGAUCUUGUGACCAAAGCCACAGAGGAAGACAAGGCGAAGAAUUAUGAGGAGGCCUUGCGACUGUACCAGCAUGCUGUGGAAUAUUUCCUACAUGCCAUCAAAUAUGAGGCCCACAGUGACAAGGCAAAGGAGAGCAUACGAGCAAAGUGUAUGCAGUACCUGGACCGAGCGGAGAAACUCAAAGACUAUCUGAAGAAUAAAGACAAGCAGGGCAAGAAGCCCGUCAAGGAGGCUCAGAGCAAUGACAAGAGUGAUAGUGACAGCGAGGGGGAGAAUCCAGAGAAGAAGAAGCUGCAAGAGCAACUGAUGG
Molecule: messenger RNA, 507 nt
Organism: Notothenia coriiceps (black rockcod)
Lineage: Eukaryota; Metazoa; Chordata; Actinopteri; Perciformes; Nototheniidae
Product: vacuolar protein sorting-associated protein 4A-like
Exons: 4
Source: RefSeq, a predicted model, not a curated record